This is a messenger RNA of Aureobasidium namibiae CBS 147.97, 825 nucleotides long. RefSeq lists its product as uncharacterized. NCBI's taxonomy places the organism in Eukaryota, Fungi, Ascomycota, Dothideomycetes, Dothideales, Saccotheciaceae. The annotation marks the transcript as partial. The record is from RefSeq and is a predicted model, not a curated record. The transcript has 2 exons.
ACGAAUAUAGAUCGAAGGGGAUGUGAAAGAGUUGUCGCUAUGGAGAUCUUGUCAUUGGGCAUGGGUAGGACGGGAACGAUGUCAAUGAAAGCAGCCUUUGAGAUCUUGGGAAACCCUACUUAUCACUACGUGUCCAUGAUGGAGAAUCCACCCGACAUUGAUGCUUGGCUAGAGUUGCUGGAGAAGAAAUAUCCCUCUGCUUCCACUUACUCUUCUACCACCACCACCACCACCACCACCACCGGCGAAUCUCCAACUCUUGCAGAUCUUGACGCCCUCCUCGGCCGCGUCUCUGCAGUGACUGACUCGCCAGCCAAUGCCUUCACCGCUGAACUCAUCUCUGCAUAUCCCUCUGCCAAAGUGAUACUCGUUGAACGCGACGUUUCACCGUGGUACACCAGCUUCGAAAAAAAUGUCAUUUGUUCCUUUUCCUCACCUUUGACUCGUCUGGUUUGCCUACUCGACCCUGGAUUUGUGGGAAAGCAAGGACGACUGGGUCAACUGGUUAUGCAAGGACAAUGGCAAGCGUCCUCUUUUGCUGAGUGGAGGGCCAAUGCAAAGAGUAUUUAUGCAGAACACAGCGAGAUGAUCAAGGCAAUAGUGUCAAAGGAAAGGCUUUUGGUGUAUAAGCUAGGAUCAGGAUGGCAACCGCUGUGUGAUUUCUUAGGCAAAGAUGUGCCGAAAGUGGGGUUUCCGAGAGUGAAUGAGACUGAGGAGAUGAAGGAACGAGUAUUUCUGGCGCUGAUGUUGGUGGUUAGGCGAGCAGUGGUUGGAUGGAUGAAGUUGCUGAUGUGGGGCUUGCCGCUCUUUAUGGCGGUGAUCUGA